AUGUUUCUGAUGGUGAGAACAAGGUUCCUGGCGGUGACGACAAGGUUCUUGGCGGUGACGACAAGGUUCCUGGUGGUGAGGACAAGGUUCCUUGCGGUUAGGACAAGGUCGCCGGCGGUGAGGACAAGGUUCCUCUCGGUGAGGACAAGGUUCCUCGUUGGUGGUGAGGAGAAGGUUCUUGGCGGUAAGGACAAGGUUCCUGGCGGUGAGGACAAGGUUCCUGGCGGUGAGGACAAUGUUUCUGAAGGUGAGGGCAAAGUUCCUGGCCGUGAGGACAAGGUUCCUGGCGGUGAGGACAAGGUUCCUGACGGUAAGGACAAAGUUCCUGGCGGUGAGGACAAGGAUUCAGACGGUGAGGACAAGGUUUCUAGCGAUGAGGACAAGGUUCCUGGCGGUGAGGACAAGCUUCCUGGCGGUGAGGACAAGGUUCCUGGCGGUGUGGACAAUGUUCCUGGCGAUGAGGACAAGGUUACUGGCGGUGAGGACAAGGUUCCUGGCGGUCAGGACAAGGUUCCUGGCGGUGAGGACAAGGUUCCUGGCGUGAGGACAAGGUUACUGGCGGUGAGGACAAUGUUCCUGGCGGUGAGGACAAGGUUACUGGCGGUGAGGACAAGGUUCCUGGCGGUGAGGACAAGGUUUCAGACGGUGAGGAGAAGGUUUCUAGCGAUGAGGACAAGGUUCCUGGCGGUGAGGACAAGCUUCCUGGCGGUGAGGACAAGGUUCCUGGCGGUGUGGACAAUGUUCCUGGCGAUGAGGACAAGGUUACUGGCGGUGAGGAUCAGGUUCCUGGCGGUUAGGACAAGGUUCCUGGCGGUGAGGACAAGGUUCUUGGCCGUGAGGACAAGGUUCCUGGCGGUGAGGACAAUGUUUCUGACGGUGAGGACAAGGUUCCUGGCCGUGAGGACAAGGUUCCUGGCGGUGAGGACAAGGUUUCAGACGGUGAGGACAAGGUUUCUACGAUGAGGACAAGGUUCCUGGCGGUGAGGACAAGGUUCCUGGCGGUGAGGACAAGGUUACUGGCGGUGAGGACAAAGUUUCAGACGGUGAGGACAAGGUUUCUAGCGAUGAGGACAAGGUUCCUGGCGGUGAGGACAAGGUUCCUGGCUGUGAGGACAAGGUUACGGGCGGUGAGGACAAGGUUCCUUGCGGUUAAGACAAGGUCCCCGGCGGUGACGAAAAGGUUCCUCUCGGUGAGAACAAGGUUCCUCGUUGGUGGUGAGGAGAAGGUUCUUGGCGGUGAGAACAAGAUUCCUGGCGGUCAGGACUAGGUUUCUGGGGCUGAGGACAAGGUCCCUGACGGUAGGGAGAAGGUUCCAGGCGGUGAGGACAAGGUUUCAGACGGUGACGACAAGGUUUCUAACGGUGAGGACAAGGUUCCUGGCGGUGAGAACAAGGUUCCUGGCGGUGAGGACAAGGUUACUAGCGGUGAGGACAAUGUUCCUGGCGGUGAGGACAAACUUCCUGGCGGUGAGGACAAGCUUCCUGGCGGUGAGGACAAGGUUCCUGACGGUGUGGACAAGGUUCCUGGCGGUGAGGACAAGGCUCCUAUCCAUGAGGACAAGGUUACUGGCGGUGAGGACAAGAUUCCUGGCGGUUAG
Messenger RNA from Paramuricea clavata, 1598 nucleotides. The record is from the annotation of a GenBank genome assembly. Lineage: Eukaryota; Metazoa; Cnidaria; Anthozoa; Malacalcyonacea; Plexauridae.